Striga hermonthica is the source of this 459-nucleotide messenger RNA. The record is from the annotation of a GenBank genome assembly. NCBI's taxonomy places the organism in Eukaryota, Viridiplantae, Streptophyta, Magnoliopsida, Lamiales, Orobanchaceae.
AUGCGGAGCAAGAAAAGGGGUUCGAUUCAUCCCAGUUCGUCGUGUACAAGAUCCGAUGAUGAAGGGCUUAGAUUAAUCCUCAGACAACGAAUAUCGAAUAAUAUUUUGGUUAAUAAGCCCGUUUUGUUGCACGAUCAAACUUCGAAGCCUGCUUGUGAUCAGUUAAAUUAUUGCUAUCUCAAAUCGUGUCAUCUUUGCCGCAAGCCUUUGAGUAUGAAUAAAGAAAUUUAUAUGUACAGUGAUUUGGGAUGUUGCAGCGUGGAAUGCAGAGAGAGGCAAAUUUAUCUGGACGAGACGGAAGAGAUUGAGAUGUCAGCCCAGAUGAUAUUGUCAACUUUACGGCAGCGUAGCCGGCCCGACGGCGGCGGAGGACGGUGCGAGACCCGCCGGAUCUUGGAGGAUUUACGGAUGCGCCGCGGCGCUUUUACGGAGCAGGAGAGUCCGGUUAUUUUCUUGUAG